AUUACAAAGAUUUGUACGUGUGCUUACAGCUCGUUAUUAUGCCAGAGCUUGUAUUUAUUCUAGGGGAGGGCAGCAAAGGUUACGUAACUCAGAUCAACACACGUAAAUGACUGCAAACCAUAAAUAGCACAUCAAUGUCAUAGAAGACUCUCAACUUCUCCGUCAUUCAAUUUAUAUAAACAAAAGUUACUUCAGCAGUUCCCAAAAUUCUCAUUUACGGUCGGUGAAGUCCAGGAACGUUCGUACUUACACAUAUACACUGCCUUGAAUAAUCUCCCUUGAAAAACUGGGGUGGACGAGGUCAACAUGCUGUAGCCUGACGACGAUACCGUGUCCGUACCCAGGAGCAGCGAGUGUCGACUAAGCUGACACACCUGGCUGACGAAAAACUAAGCAUUCUUUAGGACAGUCGUACGCACAGAUAUAUGUGUGUAUAUCCCUGUUGGAGAGCUCCCAUCCUGCUGUAUUCUCUAUGACAACUAGAUUUCCCUCUCGCGCCCAUAGUCUGUGGGUAUGGAGCUGCGCUAGGUACCUUUCUAAAAAUCAUGAGUACAGACCAGGCCUGAGGUAGGAUCCUGCUAGUACCCAACCUCAAGGUGACAACACUGAUUUUCGCCUGCUAUUUAUGAUACAUUGUUAGCGUAAAUCACGCCAUUCACUGCUCGCGUCGACGGAAGAGCGGGAGGGAGGAUAAGUGCAAGAUGGAGGGUCAAAUAACCAUACAGUGUGAGCAGUUUCCACACAAUGGCUUCAAAAGGUGAAUUGAUUUUCUGCUAUGGCACACUGAAGAAAGGCCAACCAAACAACAAGAUCAUAAUCGAUGAAACAACUGGACAUGCCAAAUUUAUUUGUCAAGGUUGUGCUAAGCACAAAUAUCCACUAAUCAUUGCAAGUGAAUACAACAUUCCCUAUCUGCUGUAUGCAGAAGGCAAGGGCUAUAAUGUGCGAGGAGAUGUUUAUGAAGUUGAUGAAAAGAAAAGAGACUUUUUAGAUGACUUUGAAGGACACCCAACAUACUAUGAGCGCAUGCUAACUGAAAUUGUGGUGAAUAAUGAAAAUGCCUUUGAUGGUGAAAAACAGCCGAAGACUUUGAUGUGCUGGGCUUACUUUCUAAAGGAUUUUAACCAGGACUUACUGGAUCUAAAGUUCUAUCAGAAUUAUGACAAUUUUGGAUCUCAUGGUCAGAGAUAUGUAGAAGGUUAUUUGAGACCUCAGUCUGCAGAUGAAACAAUUAAAAAAUAUGUAAAGGGUUGAUUUUUUGUUUGAGUGUUAAGUUGUUUAUGAAAGGACCGGUGUUACAUAUCUGGGAUAGUUAACAGAAAAAGGAAAAAAGGAAUCAAAGUUGCUUCAUAGUCUCUUGCAGUUAUUAGAGUUAUCUGUACUAGUCAGAUCAGUCUAAAAGUUCAAACUUGUACAUUUAAAAAAUUUGUAAAAUCUAAAAUUUUCGAGUUAAGACUUAUUUUGUCGUGGUGGGUCACAUGUGGCGAACAGAUUUUUAAUUACUAUGCUGCUAAACAGUGGAACUCUCUCCCCUCUGUAUCUGCCAUCUACACACCAUCGAAACCUUUAAACAUUCUCUAAAAGCAUCUGUUCCUUGAGCAUUAUUUGUAACAUUCCACAUACUACUAGUCCACCUAACCUUUUUUUCUUCUUUUCCCGUCUGUUAACAAGUCUGCCUGCUUGUCUUCUCUACAGACUUUACUGUUUAUUCCCUGAUUCCUCUUUAAUUUUCUGUGUUAGUCUUUUAUUGCUAAUCUGCAUGGUAGUUUAUCCUUCUUUUCAACAUAUGCUGUCCAUGUGUCAUUCUCGUUUCCAGCACCAAGAGCAUGCUUAUCAUGGUAUUAUCAGUUUGCUGCCACUUGCGUUUCUUUGUUGUGCGGUUGACUGUUGGUUUUUGUGUGGUAUUUUAUGCUCAGUGCGUUGCGCUUAAAUCCACACAAGCAUAUGUGGUCUACAAAUUCAAUUAUAUAUGGCGUUGAUGUAUAACAUGAUAAAAGGCAAGUAUCAGAUAUAUGAAGCAAAUAAGGAAACCUUUGAUGAUAUUUAUUUCAUGUACUUACCGUUGCAUUUUAUAAUCAUGACAUUAGAAUCACAUAUAGCUUUACUUAAGCUGACCUUGUUCAGGAUUUUAAAGUGCAAUGUGACAGGUUUCAUUUUGCAGUGAGAAAACAGAAACCUUUAAUGACCUCAAGAUGGCAUGUUUCUUGUGUCAAAUCUUUUGAGUUUUUAAUGAAAUAUGUUCUUGAAAACAAAGAUCACAAAGAACGUCAAUUUAAAACAUUACAAAAUAAAUAAUGAUAUGCAGAUGUAUGUUCAAGCGAAAUGUAUUAUCAGCAUGUUUGAAAAAGGCAUAAACUUCAGAGUAAGUGGAAGUUCGUAUGAUUUUGAAGUUCAGUAUAACUAUAAUUUUCUGGCAGUAUUUUAUACUGAGUAAAUGUGUCCAUUAUUUUGCACUUGUAUAUUUGUAAAUGAAUUUCAUGUUUUCUUUUUUUUGCACAAACACAUAUCUGCACAGAAAGAUUAGGACAAAAUAAUGAAGUGCUAGUUACAUUUUAGUGUAAACUGUGAAAAUAUAACAGAUUCUUAAAGGUGUAAAUAUUAAAAUAGUGUGUUUGCUUAGGCUUCCAGUGUCAUACAAUUUUACAACGUUCAGGACUACAUUUUAAAUUUUAGUAUACAAUGGGUGUGUGCAUUAAUGUUGCUUACUGAUAAGUUGUCUUCAUUACUGUUAACAUAAUGUCAAACAUAACCUCAACUUCUUUGCUUGACAAACAUUUUGUACAAAGCCUUAUGUUAUCUUAAGGAUACAUGAAUUUUGCAAUUCACUUUUUUAAAAUAGUCUCUUUUAGUUGUUAACCUCCCACCUUUUUUUUUGUUUUGUUUUGAAGCACUUUGUUCAUCGGAAGUAUCUAUGACCAGAUACUUUACACCUGCUUUCCAGACUUUUAUUUGGAAAGUGUGCAUUAAUAAUAAUUGAAUUUGUAAAGUGCUAAAUUUCCCUGUGACGAUCCAAGCUUAAUGUACUUUUAUUUCUGGUUAGUAUUAAUACAUUAUAUUUGCUAGUAAAUAUUGGCUAUGACAGUAGAAGCACAAAAUAUGUUUUAAAGAAAUUAUUAUAGAUUUUUGCCAUGUGAUCCAUUUACAGAAUACAAGCUAUGUUAAACAG
This is a messenger RNA of Pomacea canaliculata, 3166 nucleotides long. Its product is annotated as gamma-glutamylaminecyclotransferase-like. The transcript is spliced from 3 exons. Lineage: Eukaryota; Metazoa; Mollusca; Gastropoda; Architaenioglossa; Ampullariidae. The coding region runs from base 745 to 1254 and encodes 169 amino acids. The record is from RefSeq and is a predicted model, not a curated record. Gene Ontology annotation, molecular function: gamma-glutamylaminecyclotransferase activity.